UUGGGGUACUGCCAUGUUACCCAGGCUGGUCUCAAACUCCUGGGCUCAGGUGAUCCACCCACCUUGGCCUCUCAAAGGGCUGGGAUUAUAGGCAUGAGCCACUACAGCCAGCCAAAAAUUACUGUCUUACAUGUGCAUCAAAUAUGCUGAAAGGUAAUGCUAUAGUAGUUCCGAAAUUGUUGGAUUAGGGAGCUCUACUAAUGGAAAAACAAAUUUAGAUGAGUUUGCUAUGAGAUCUGGAAAUGCAGAAGGCGUAUUUGGACCAGUUAAAAACCCCUGGAGUUAUUCAAAACAAUAUAGAGAAAAGAGGAAGCAGAAUCUCCACUUUGAGAAUGAAGAUUCAGACUGGCUGAUAACUGGAGGAAGCUCAGGUGGGAGUGCAGUUGCCGUAUCGGCAUUCACACGCUAUGCGGCUUUAGGAUCAGAUACAGGAGGGCCGACCAGAAAUCCUGCUGCCUACUGUGGGCUCGUUGGUUUCAAACCAAACUGUGGCUUAGUUUCCCAUCAUGGUCUCAUUUCCCUAGAGAAUUUGAUGGAAGUGCAAGGAAUCUUAACCAGAUGUGUGGAUGAUGCAGCAAUUGUCUUGGGUGUACUGGCUGAACAUGACCCUACGGAGUCUACCACAGCACAGGAUCCUGUUAAACCAUUCAUGCUUCCCAGUUUGACAAAUGUGAGCAAACUAUGUAUAGGUAUUCCAAAGGAAUAUCUUGUACUGGAAUUAUCAAGUGAAGUACAGUCUCUUUGGUCCAAAGCUGCUGACCUCUUUGAGUCUGAGGGGGCCAAAGUAAUUGAAGUAUCCUUUUCUCACAUCACUUAUUCAAUUGUCUGCGACCAUCUAUUGUGCACAUCAGAAGCAGCAUCGAGUAUAGCAAGAUUUGAUGGGCUACAAUAUGGUCACAGAUGUGACGCUGAUGUAUCUACUGAAGCCAUGUAUGCUGCAACCAGACGAGAAGGGUUCAAUGAUUUUGUAAGAGGAAGAAUUCUCUCAGGAAAUGUUUUCUUGUUAAAAUAAAAAUAUGAAAAUUAUUUCAUCAAAGCACAGAAAGUGAGAUGCCUCAUUGCUAAUGAUUUUGUGAAUGCUUUUAACUCUGGAGUAUGCUAACUCCCACCACCUUGAGUAAGGCAGUACCAUACCUGGAAUUCAUCAAAGAAGACCACAGAACAGGAAGUGUCCAGGAUGAUAUUUUUACACAAGCUGUAAACAUGGCAGGACUGUCAGCAGUGAGUAACCCUGUUGCACUCUCAAACCAAGGGUUGCCGAUAGGGCUGCCGUUUACUGGACGUGCAUUUUGUGACUAGCAGCUUCUUACAGUAGCCAAAUGGCUUGAAAAACAAGUAAAGUUUCCUGUUAUUCAACUUCAAGAACUUAUGGAUGAUUGUUCAUCAAUCCUUGAAAAUGAAAAGUUAGUCUCUCUCUCUCUAACACAGUAGAGAUAAAUGUAUCAUGCAAAAUUUUUAAAAAUUGUUGCCUUUAUACUAUCAAGUUUAUUUCCCAUAAAUAUUGCAUAAAAUUCCGUUUAUUCAAGUCCUUUCUUGUUCUUCAAUGA
Gorilla gorilla gorilla (western lowland gorilla) is the source of this 1547-nucleotide messenger RNA. Its product is annotated as glutamyl-tRNA(Gln) amidotransferase subunit A, mitochondrial-like. The transcript has a single exon. Gene Ontology annotation, biological process: mitochondrial translation; glutaminyl-tRNAGln biosynthesis via transamidation. The record is from RefSeq and is a predicted model, not a curated record. Gene Ontology annotation, cellular component: mitochondrion; glutamyl-tRNA(Gln) amidotransferase complex. Gene Ontology annotation, molecular function: glutaminyl-tRNA synthase (glutamine-hydrolyzing) activity. Lineage: Eukaryota; Metazoa; Chordata; Mammalia; Primates; Hominidae. Bases 230 to 1012 code for a protein of 260 amino acids.